GUUUUGCUUGUACCUUCCAUUAUGGAUGCUUUCUUGGAACAGUACGAUCGACAGAGGGCAUUGGCUGAAUCCGAUGACUCAGUUCUGCAGACAAAGAACAUCUCCCGGCUGGACUUGCAGAGCAGAUGGAUUUGCUGCGUGAAAAGAUUGAUGACCUAUUUGCUGCACCUGGGUCGUUUCGCUCUAAAAGGGAACGGGAUUCGCACAUCAACCUUGCACUUCUACCAAUAUCUCCCUCAGCCACGCUUCAUGGCAGCCAAUGCCCCCGAUGAUGAGGAUGAAGGCAUUGGAGAGCUCAUCGUCUCUGAGGUUAUCCGGCUGGUUGAAGAGGAGAUACAACGAUAUAUUGCAACUUUGCAGAAUCAGCGAGAACCUGCCCAAGAAGGAAAUGAUUGCAAGCUGUGCCCAUUUCGAAAAUUUCCUCGCAGAGACCGCUUGUUGCAGCACGUGCAGAAAUACCAUUGCAAAGAUAGGCUGUUCACAGCCAAUGGGCGCAGCCAAGCUCAAUGGAACAUCCUCUUAGCAUUGUUUGAGCAAGAACAGGUCUCUUGCCCAUUGCAGCCCCCUCAGCUCCAGAGCAAGCUGCUUCAUACAUCUGCAACCAUGUUGCGACAAUGGAUUUCGCCCGACGCUGCCACGCAAAGAUACUUGGCCACUCACAAUGGCUUCGACUUGGUGCAGUGCCUCACAUCCACAGGUAUGCGAUAUCUUCUCAAAGCACAGACAGUAAACUCCCGGCGACUUCACAAGAAGCUGUACUAUGAUCAUACUCUGGUCAAUGUCCUCCUCCCGACCAUGCUCAAGCACGCUGGCAAAUCCGAGCCGACCUUUCUGGAACUCACACGACAUUUUGUUCUAAGUGGAUCUCCCUGUGCUCUCCUUGGCUUACGCAACCGUUUGACGCGGAGACGACUUAUGGAAGAUUUAUGGACGCUAGAGCCUAUCACUAGUCUUCGCCGAAAGUGUAUCAACAAGUGCACGAAGCAAGGUGAGUGGACAGUCUUGUCGCACGAUGCAACCUUCAAAAGCUUGUUUUCAGUACUGGGGCAGGACAAGAUGUCACAGAAAGCAGGGGAAUCCACGCAGUGCACUCCAUCCUGGGCAAAAGUGGUGCACUGCCUGGACUACAUCGACGACAUCCAAGAAGUGUGUCUUCGGCAUCCCAGUGAAAUGAACCGCCGGAAUUCCAGCGGACAGUCUGCUGCCUACAACCCAAUGAUUGCGCAGAGAUCGCAAGGUCAGCUUCUUGCUCUGCUGGAGGGCAUCCUUGGCUUGGAGUUUUGUCAGCCAUUUGGGGAACAGGCUGCGCUUCCAGCCACCAACAGAGCAGCCAUUGUGCGCCCUGUGCAUGGAGCUGACCCGCAAAAACUCCGGCACUUUAAGACUGUGGCGGCGGUGCAAAGACGGCAAUGGGCAAAGCAUGUGGAAAAACGAAAGUCCCGCAACAAUGCCGGGCGAAUCAAGCGCACAGUUUUCACGAAACGCAAGGAACGCAAGCCUCGACGACCAAUAAAAACAGCUGCUUGCACUGCAGUCUUCCUUGUCACUUUCGACCAUGUCACCUUCAAAGUUAGAAACGGCAUUCAUGAGUCAUGUUGCACUCGCAUUCUUGCUCAUGGCUGUCCACAUUGA
Molecule: messenger RNA, 1632 nt
Organism: Cladocopium goreaui
Lineage: Eukaryota; Dinophyceae; Suessiales; Symbiodiniaceae
Source: the annotation of a GenBank genome assembly